UUGUAUUUUGAUUAUAAUAAUUGCUACGAAACUUGUAAUACAAAGCUUCCCUUGAACAGCUGAUAACAAGAAUUGUAGCUAAUAAUACAAUCUAUCAGCAUAUUUUGAAGAAUUCUGUUUCGAAUAUCAAAUGUCUGAAAUCACGAUUAUGAAGUCUUGUGCUACCUCUCCGGGGAGAUCCAUUACUUUUCCACAUCUUGAUGACAAUUUACCACAAAAUCAGAUUUCUGUUGCUAGCUGUUCUUUCAACGACAAAGAGAAUGACAUGAAGGACACAGGAAAAAACAGCAGUUUUACAUUUAGGAUUCAUGACCAUGUGAAAAUGGGUCCUAAUCUGUCUGAGAUUCUGAAGGGGAAGUUGAGUUUGGGGGCAAGGAUUAUACAAGAAGGAGGAAGAGGGAACAUCUUCAAGAAUGUUUUUGGGAUGCAAGAAAAAGAGCAAUUGUUAAAGGCCUCUCAGUGUUAUGUAUAUACCACAGCUGGUCCUAUUGCAGGAGUUCUCUUUAUCUCAACCCAAAAGGUUGCAUUUUGCAGUGAAAGGCCAAUAACCUUCAGUUCUGUGACAGGAGAGUUAGCCAAGGCACCAUACAAGGUUUUGAUUCCAAUAGGUAGAAUAAAAGAGGUCAAUGGAAGCCAGAAUGUGAAUAAUGUAGAACAGAAGUACAUAGAGAUAGUGACAGAGGAGGAUUCUGAAUUUUGGUUUUUGGGGUUCCUGCGGUACGAGAAAGCUCUUAAGAAUCUGAACAAAGCCAUUUCCAUGUCCAAUCAUAACCUAAAGGAGUGAAUGUUAGCAUUCUAUAUUUUGUGAAGAACUUAGUUUUAUUUUUCUGUUUUGGUUGAUUAACAGCUGCUGAUGACCAAUUUGUAUAGGCUUAAGGUAUAAAAAACAAUUGGGUUGAAGGAAGUAUUAAUCUUUGUAUAGGUUUAAGGUAGCAUUAAGGUCUAACUUUAUAUGACAAUUUUGUACCAUAUGUGUGUUUGUU
Messenger RNA from Vigna umbellata (rice bean), 983 nucleotides. NCBI's taxonomy places the organism in Eukaryota, Viridiplantae, Streptophyta, Magnoliopsida, Fabales, Fabaceae. The record is from RefSeq and is a predicted model, not a curated record.